Podospora pseudopauciseta is the source of this 1062-nucleotide messenger RNA. RefSeq lists its product as uncharacterized. The transcript has 2 exons. The record is from RefSeq and is a predicted model, not a curated record. Lineage: Eukaryota; Fungi; Ascomycota; Sordariomycetes; Sordariales; Podosporaceae. The coding region runs from base 1 to 1062 and encodes 353 amino acids.
AUGUCCUUCAACUUCCUCCCAAACACUGCUCUCGCAGCCUGCGUCAACGAUGCAGGCGAGAUCUUCACUUACGCCCAAACCUACAACGGCGAGCUUGUUGAAAUCAAGGGAAAGCUCGCUGGCAAUCCCGCAACCUACGAAGUCACUGGCGACCAAACAGGCAUAGGCCUCACCAAAGAGUCUGGCAGCGCUCCCGCCAAGCGCUUCACUCCCCUCGCUGCCAUCAACUCCAAAUCCAUCUACUACAACGCCAAACGCCUCGUCUUCUUCGUCGACAAGCAAAACUACCUCCGCGACAUAUACUUCAACGGAACCAAAUGGGUUGAAGGCGAGCUUUACGACCAGAGAUGGCAGUGCGCCCCUUACUCCAAGCUCGCCGCUGUCCGCCUUGUCAGCCACGGAGGCUACGACUUCGUCUGCCUGUACUACCAGGACACAUCGGACACAGGCAACAUCGUCCUAGUCAACCACAGCCCUACCUACAAAUGGCAGACUGGCAACCCGCCCCUGGAUGACCCCCCUCUCGUCGGCACAGCCCUCACUGCCGUGCCCCCUCAGCCAGGAAUCGAAGUCAUCCGCUACAACAACCCCACCGACACAGACGACCCGGUCGUCUUCUUCCAGUAUGACAAACUCGAACUUGGUUCCUCCCAAGAUCAAGGACCCAACGACUACGCAACCUACUCCAUCAACGAUAAAACCAUCACCCUCUCCGCUCACUCAGCCAUUACCGCCGUCGAUGACAAAUCCAACUUCUGGGCUUUCUACACGACCGACCUCCAAAACCAGAUCUUCCGGCUCAAAGUCGAUGCAUCUGGCGCCGUGACCCAGCCGCAGCCGGUUGUGCUGGCCAACAACCCCAUCCCGGGGUCUUCUCUUGCCUCCAUCAUUGUCAAGGGCAGCCCUGAUGUUAUCGUUUUGUUUUACCUCCUGCAUUACGAGCCGGUCAAGGAGACCACCCAGGAGAUCAACGUCUUCGCUGCGACUUUGACUGCCAAGAGUGGAGGUGUUGAUGCAUGGGACGUCGAUGGUGGUGUCUGCUUGACCGCAGGGAACAGUUGA